AUGUUUGAACCAUGUUAGACGAAAUCUUACGGAUGCGUCGAGUAGGCUACGUGGCCUCCGCGACUCGAUCCGAAUCUCUGGUUUGUUUCUCGUCGCUUUAUCGAUCCCUAUCGGAGACACGUGAACCGACCGAGAAAACGUCCGCCGGUGAUUAAAAAACAAAUAAAAAAAGGACAGUUCGUGCAUGUGAAUUGUCGUCCAGCUCUAUCUUUGAUACAUCCACGAUCGUCAGCCAUGAGGCCCGCCAGCAGCUGGGCCUCUUUGGCAGCGACCGUACUCGCUACGGCCCUGCUCCUCCAGAACAUCCAGGCUGAGGCGCCAGUUUCGGGCAGCUACUUACCUCCGUCGACCAGCUAUGGAACGCCAAACUUAGGCGGAGGAAGCUUCGGCGGAGGCGGCGGCGGUGGUCCGUCUUCCACUUAUGGUGCCCCGUCCGGCGGCGGUGGUGGCGGCGGUGGUCGUCCGUCGUCGACCUACGGAGCACCUAGCGGCGGCGGGGGUGGUGGUUACAAUGGCGGAGGCGGUGGCGGCGGAGGACCGUCGUCCACGUACGGUGCCCCAGGAUUCGGCGGAGGUAACGGGGGAGGAAUAUCCUCCAGCUACGGUGCGCCCGGAUUCGGUGGUGGCGGUGGAGGAGCACCGUCCUCUACUUACGGUGCCCCAGGCGGCGGUGGCGGCGGCGGCGGCGGAAGGCCGUCCUCGAGCUAUGGGGCUCCCUCGGGAGGCGGAAGACCGUCGUCGAGUUACGGUGCGCCUGGAUUCGGAGGCGGAAACGGGGGCGGAAGGCCGUCCAGCAGCUACGGGGCUCCUUCAUCCGGCGGCGGAAACGGCGGUUACUCGGCACCGUCCGGUUCUUACGGUGCCCCAUCCCGUGGAAACGGCGGCGGAAGACCGUCCUCGUCGUAUGGAGCUCCCAGUGGAGGUGGUGUGUCAACUAGCUAUGGGGCGCCUACUGGAGGCGGUGGAGGAUUUGGGAGACCCUCGUCGUCUUACGGUACACCUAGCACCGGUGGUGGCAGUUUCGGAGGCUCCGGCGGUUAUUCCGGAGGCGGCGGCGGUAACGGCGGCUAUUCCGGCGGCGGCGGCGGCUACUCUGGCGGCGGAGGCGGCGGCUAUUCCGGCGGAGGCGGCGGCUAUUCCGGUGGAGGUGGCUACUCUGGAGGUGGAAACGGCGGCGGAGGCGGGGGAUACUCCGGCGGCGGUGGUUACUCGGGUGGCGGUGGCAGUGGAGGUUACUCGGGCGGAGGUAAUGGAGGCUACUCUGGAAGCGGCGGAGGUGGCUAUUCUGGAGGCGGCGGAGGCGGCUACUCUGGAGGAGGCGGCGGUGGCUACUCUGGAGGCGGCGGAGGUGGUUACUCCGGUGGUGGAGGUAGUGGAGGUGGUCAAGGCUACGCCAGCAACGGGGGCUACCAAUACUAAAUACAAAAUAUCGCGCGCGGUGACCUUCGACCUUCUUUCACCCUGGGGCAAGGACAACCUGGCGGGCUGGAGAUCGCGGAACUACAGUGCCGUCGGCGACGGUACCGGCUGCUGCGGGUCGACGGGACCCGAUGGAGGAAGGGUGAACGAAGAAUCGAAGAUCGUUCUCGCGGAAUUGGGAUCAUUCAAGCAUCGAUUCGAAUUCAAAGUUUAAAAGAUCGCCGGACGAGUUUGACCAGAGACGCGUUCCCGCGAACGGCCGGCAGAGGAAAGACAAACGAAAGAAAGAGGAUUAUAUAGUACAGGAGGAGCGACGAGCAGCGAUCUUUUCGCGACCUGGUCCCGGGAACGCGUCCGUCGGAAGUUCUAUUCAUCGAGGGGAACAAAUUUUCACGGAAGAGGGCUGCUGAAAGGAGAUCACGAAAGCGCGGAGACGAAAGAGGAGGGCUGGCAUGGAAAAAGAGUUCAUUCCUCAUUCAGAGCCUGUAAUUUAUUUAUUUUGUAAAAAUGCUUUUUGUACUAAUAAAACUGCUACGCUGGAAAAAAAAGA
Messenger RNA from Megalopta genalis, 1969 nucleotides. RefSeq lists its product as uncharacterized. NCBI's taxonomy places the organism in Eukaryota, Metazoa, Arthropoda, Insecta, Hymenoptera, Halictidae. The record is from RefSeq and is a predicted model, not a curated record.